UACUAUUUAGUCAAGGGAACGUAAAUGAUACAUGAUGUAUUCCAUAGUGAUGUAGUUAAUUUAUGAAAUACAGCUGUUUGAAAUAUAUAUUUAAUCAAAUCCAUGUGUGAAGCAGGAAUAGUGGGUUAACCAUGAAAAGUGAUGGUGAUAAAAAGUAUAAAAAGGAUGUCACUCCACUCUUAAGACAAUGCUUCGUGACAGCAGCAGUGCUGAGCGGGGCGCUGGGCCACGGCUGCGGGCAGGGCCACGUGGCCGUGCUGGUGCCGCAGCUGCAGCGGCCGGGCGCGCCCAUACCGCUCACUGCUAGCGACGCUUCGUGGAUCGCAUCAAUUAUAGGUCCAUCAUUCUUGAUGGGAAACCUGCUGGUGCCACCGCUGAUGAGUCGCCUGGGUCGCCGUCGCACCACACAGGCCAUCGCAUUCCUCGCGCUGAUUGGCUGGUUCAUCACCAUCAUGGCUGAAAAUGUCUGGCACUUAUUAAUCGGCAAGACAUUCUUAAGCCUCACUUAUGGGAUGUCGCUGCCAGUGCGAGGGGUGAUGCUUGGAGAAUACACCAGCCCCAGAUACCGCGGUGCUUUACUGGCAACCAUGGCCCUAGGGCAUACCUCCGGGCUUCUGAUCGUCCACACUCUUGGGUCAUUCUUCUCUUGGCAACUAACUGCCCUCAUCGUCACAAGCUUUCAGUUCGCCUGUAUCGUAAUGACGUUUUACUAUCCCGAAUCACCCAGCUACCUCGUCAGUAUAGGAAAAUAUGACGAAUGCAAAAAAGCCUACAGAUGGCUACGUGGGGAGAACGAAGAGGAUGAACUAAGAAAAAUGAUUGAAGCGCGUUCAGUUAUUAACAAGCAGAACACUGAAGAUGCAAGACAGAAACCUGGAUUCAAGAAGUUCAUUCAAGUUGUGAGGAAGCCAGAGUUGUAUAAGCCAAUUAUCUUAAUGACACACGUGUAUCUUUUGAGCCAGUUCAGUGGCGCAACCAUUCUGGCCAGCUACCCAAUGCAAGUGCUAGGCAAUCUCUUGGAUCCAGAAGCUAACCUCCAUUUCUGGAUGGUGUUUCUGGAUGCACAACGCCUCUUCGGGAAUGCUUUAGCGCUUGUAGUCAUGAACAGAGUCAAAAGACGUAUGAUGAUAUUUUCCUUUGGUAUUUUAAGUAUUGUUACUCAAAUCAGCCUCGCCAGUUAUGGGUAUUUGAGAUACAAUGGCAUGUUGGUGUAUAAAGCCAACUGGAUUCCAUUACUGCUGAUCAAUUUGCAAAUGUUUGCUUCAGCAAUGGGCCUAGUACCCACUAGUGGCGUAAUGUCGGGUGAAGUAUUUCCUUUACAGUACAGAGGCAUAGGUGGUAGUGUUAGUCUAUUGUUUAUUUCCCUAACCCUUUUCCUUGACUUGAAGACAUUUCCGACGCUAGUUGAAUCUAUACAUUUGCACGGAUCUUACUGUAUUUAUUCAUCUAUAAUGGUGUAUGCUUUGAUAAUUGUCUGGUUUCGAAUGCCUGAGACUAAAGACAGAACUCUUCAGGACAUUGAAGAUGAGUUUAGAGGCGCACCUUUGAUUAGCACGGAAGAAGAUAUUGAAAAGUUAAAAAAGUAAAGUUCGUAUUAAUCGAAUUGUGAAAAUUGGCGUCGUAAACAGAUAGAAAAGAUUUAAUUAAGUGUAAUUAGUGCAAUAAAAAACGAGUGAAACCUAAUAAAAAUAUUUAUACUUAUACUUAUUUUAAAUUAAGUAUAUUAUUUUUUUGACUUUUAUUAUUAAUUAUGGUACCUAACAUUAUACCUAACUCUAGCUAGUAUACGGUAUUCUACCAUUGCUGGGUAUAAUAUUCUGAAAGGAAAAAUUUCACGCAGCAAUAAAACGGAAACACUGACUAAAUGUACAGAUUGAUGAAACAUGAGAGUUAUUUAUAAUUAAGUUAUUUUGUAGUAUAGUAAAUAACAAUAAUAAUAACUGCCUCAACCUUGAGUAAUAUAAUGUCGUUGUACUUUUUUCCAAUGAUAUGUUGUUUGUUUGUUAUAAUUAUAUCUGCCUAUAAGU
Messenger RNA from Plutella xylostella (diamondback moth), 2027 nucleotides. RefSeq names its product facilitated trehalose transporter Tret1. Gene Ontology annotation, cellular component: membrane. Lineage: Eukaryota; Metazoa; Arthropoda; Insecta; Lepidoptera; Plutellidae. Gene Ontology annotation, molecular function: transmembrane transporter activity. Gene Ontology annotation, biological process: transmembrane transport. The record is from RefSeq and is a predicted model, not a curated record.